GGUGAGGUAAAGCACCACCUCUGCUCCCACCCACCAGAUCCUGGUCCAUCCUCACAUUAACGCGCGGCGCCCGUCAGGCAGCUCCAGUGUCUUUCACCUAAAGGACAGCCACGACCACCGGGAGCCAUCAGCGUUCCUCAGACAGGAUGGGCCUCCUGCCGCUGUUCACCUCCACGCUCCUGUUCAGCUGGACAACUUUGAAUGCAGCUUUAAAAAUAACAAAAGUGGACCUGUCCAUCGAGCCCAGUGCUGCUGUGUAUAGAGACACCAACGUGGCUAUGAGAUGCAAGGCCGAGGUUCUCACCUUCGGGACGGAGGCACUGAAUCGUGUGUACACCAUAUACAAAGGUGACAGUGUAAUCCUCAACAAGACAACCAGCUCCUCUGAGGAUUUGCUUUACCACCUGCCUCAGGCCAGAGUCUCCAACAAUGGCAAGUACAAGUGCAAGAUCAGCAUCAUGGGAGAGGAGAAGGCCAGUGAAGCUGCAACACUCACAGUGGAAGGCAUGUCAAUGCCCAUUCUCCGCUUCAACAAAGCUAAUAUCACUGAGGGGGAAUCAGUAACAGCCACAUGUUUAGCACCAGGAGAGACGGGUUCCCUUUUGUUCAGCUUCUAUGAUAACUCCAAGGAAGUCGAAAAUGCCAGGGUGACCUCCAACGAACUCACGUUUGUCCCUAAAGGCGUUGGGAACCACAUUAUUCACUGCUCCUACUUGGUCUUCGUCAUGCCAAACUCAUUCAAGUCCCAAACAAGCAACACAGUCACUCUUACCGUUGAAGAACUUUCCAUCGAACCAGUCCUGAAGAUUUCCCCUCAGGAUAAUGUCUACGAAGGUGACACUGUCAACAUCACUUGCUCGGUUAGUAAUGUUACGAAGGACUACCAAGCUGGAGAGCUCUUGCUGAGUCAGGACACCGAACUACUCAAGAGUGGAAAAACAUCUAUCCAUGUUAACUGGACUGCACAUGCAAGAACCCCAAUGCUUACCAUUAAAUGCCGGCUGUAUCUGAGAGAUGUAGUAAAAGUCGUCAACAAGACAAUUUCAGUGAGCGAGCUGUUCUCCGUGCCCACUCUCAAGAUGUCUGCUCUCGAAGUCUUUCAAGAAGAUGAAAUUAGUCUAACAUGCAGAAGUGAGAAACUGUCUUAUGAUAGACUUGAAGGAGAAUUCUUCAUUUACAGUCUUGAACCUUUUGACUACCAUAUGGUUCAUAAAGGGAAUGGAGUAUUCAUUGGUAAAGCCAAGACAAUUGAUUUCAACUAUACAUGUACAGCUGCUGCAAAGGGCAUCAAGAAGAAGAGCAAGGUGCUGACAAUUCAUCCUAAAGUUCCUGUCUCGACUCCAAAGAUCUGGGUCUCUGGCAGUGCAAUCCUCGGGAGGAAAGUUGAAAUCUUCUGUCUGUCAGACACAGGCACCCCACCCAUUACAUACACCCUGUGGAAGGCUAACAAACAAAACCAAAUUGCCGUUGUUCAUGAGUUCAAUAAAGCUGCUAACUUUACAAUCGUCAUCAAUGAACCUGGAAGACUAAACCACUACCUUUGCAAAGCAAGUAAUGGGAACAGGACGCCUGAGCAAAGUGAUAAACUCCAAACAGCUGUCAUUGAGCCAAUGACUGAAGCAUAUCUGAUGGUCGUUCCUGACGUCGAUGACAUUUCCGAAGGACAUACGGUCAUCCUCAUUUGUUCCUUCUUGGGCACACCACCUGUAACAGUAAGGUGGCUCCGGGACAGUGAUGAUCUAAAUCCACUGAAGACCACAACCACAAAUAUUAACACCACAAGCUACGAAUUCGUUGUGAAUAAGGAACACACCGACAAUUACUACUGCCAGGCUGAGAACCGAGCCAACUCUGUUGAAAGUAAUAAAAUCAACUUAGUAGUCGGCAUGGCAAUGUGGAAGAAAUUACUGAUUCCUGGGACCAUAAUACUGUUGGUUUCCUCACUCGUGAUGGUGGGCUUUAUUCUGUUCACAAGAUCCAGGAGAGGAACUGGUGAAGGGUGUUCAGACUUAUCAGGUGGUUCAGACGAUGCAGCAGAGUUUGGAUGCAGCAGAUUAUAGGAAGUAUUUGGUGUGUUUUGCAUGUUUGUAGACAGAAACAUAAUUUUUCUUUCAACAUUAUAUUCCUUGUUCCGGUAGUGCAUAUUUAUAAGGAGUCAAAAGGGUCACGUGGAUUUAAGAUUCAAUAAAUACAAUCCUAGUGAAAUAAAUAAUUGUUUCACUUAUAUUUACUAUUGUUGUCAUGCAGGGUAUUAUACAUUAUUUAUUAUUUAUUUACCUUUUAAAUAUAGCCACUUUUGUUAAUGGCCAAAAGAUGAAUUGUUUCAUGAUAAACCACAGAACAGAAACCGUGAAAUAAUUAGAUAAAUAAUCACUUAGAUUUGCAUAGAACCAACAUUUUCAAGAAUUGCAUCUUGUUAAUUUUGUUGUAAUAAUAAUAAUAAUAGUAAUAAUAAUAAUAAUAAUAAUAUAUAAAAUAUUUAGAAGCAGCUGCUUCUGGUCUUUGUUCAAAAUGUCCAUCUUAAAAUCUCAAAUGAGUUUUAUAGGUUUUGGGAUGUAUUUACUGAAUGAUGAGACUUUUGCUUUAAUUAGUAAACAUUGUUUUUUAUUUCAUUUUAUUAUUAAUGAAUUAAAGCUAUCAGACCAUUGCUGAAUAAAUAUUAACCAAAGAAA
Messenger RNA from Xiphophorus couchianus (Monterrey platyfish), 2672 nucleotides. It is a transcript of the gene pecam1b, whose product is annotated as platelet and endothelial cell adhesion molecule 1b. The transcript is spliced from 10 exons. Gene Ontology annotation, molecular function: transmembrane signaling receptor activity. The coding region runs from base 147 to 2060 and encodes 637 amino acids. NCBI's taxonomy places the organism in Eukaryota, Metazoa, Chordata, Actinopteri, Cyprinodontiformes, Poeciliidae. Gene Ontology annotation, cellular component: external side of plasma membrane. Gene Ontology annotation, biological process: cell surface receptor signaling pathway; immune response. The record is from RefSeq and is a predicted model, not a curated record.